Molecule: messenger RNA, 799 nt
Organism: Arabidopsis lyrata subsp. lyrata
Lineage: Eukaryota; Viridiplantae; Streptophyta; Magnoliopsida; Brassicales; Brassicaceae
Exons: 2
Coding region: 125-628 (167 amino acids)
Source: RefSeq, a predicted model, not a curated record
AACGGGCUAGGUUAACAAGAAUCCUAUAUAUACAAACUAGGGUUUAACUACAGAGCCACGUAUCAUAACUGAGUUUUCUUCUACAUCAAUAACAACAAAUCAAUUAUGGAAGAAGCCAUGACUAAUGAUACUACAAUCGCCCAUGAAUCUCCUAGCCUCCUUCGUGCAGAUGAACAAGAACCUACGAUACGAUGUUGCCAUGAGCAGCAUCAUUCUAAUCAUUAAUAUUGCAGCGAUUGUGUAUAUGAUAACCCACAAGAUCCCCUUAAAUAAAGCUGAUCCAGCUCUUUUAAUUUUGGUUGUUUCCAUUAUUUUCUACGUCUCGUUCGGCAUAGUUAGCUGCAUCAGUUGGGUUAUGGCAAUCGAGAAUGUCCGCCUAGCAUCUGAAGCUUACGUCUAUGGACGUAUAGGUCACACGUCUGGCUUUGGUAUAUUCCUAGACCUCCUCUAUUCGAUUUCUCCUCACUUGGCUCUACACUUCGGUCUACCUUGUUUGCUAUGGUUCGUAGCCGCCAUGAUUGCACCGUGUUGUCCCUAUCUAUGGAAAGGUCUAUGCAAAAGAGUGCAAGAACUACGAGAUUGGUGGAAGUUGGUGAAUCGACCACAAUCGUCUGUUGUUAUUGUUUAAGGUCGUCUUUUCUUGUUUAAGAUGUGAAUUUUAGGGUUUUUUUUUCUUUUUUUUUUUUGCUUUCUUUUUUCCUUUUAAGACCAUCGAUUGUAGUUGAAAUUAUUUGAUAAUCCUUAAAUCACGUUUUUUUGGUAACAUCUUUUAUCAUUUAAUCAACUUGGAAUAUCAAUA